This is a messenger RNA of Salmo salar (Atlantic salmon), 4480 nucleotides long. Its product is annotated as sprouty-related, EVH1 domain-containing protein 2. Gene Ontology annotation, molecular function: protein kinase binding. Gene Ontology annotation, cellular component: membrane. NCBI's taxonomy places the organism in Eukaryota, Metazoa, Chordata, Actinopteri, Salmoniformes, Salmonidae. Gene Ontology annotation, biological process: negative regulation of MAPK cascade; multicellular organism development. The record is from RefSeq and is a predicted model, not a curated record.
CUUCCAGUGUCGGCGGCGUUGGCUUCUACCUACAGAAUCCAACAUGGAGUAACCAGAGAUGGGGCUCGUACGGGGCCAUCCUCACCGACAUCAACGCACGAUUUUAAUUACCGCAUUUCAGCAUGGGGCGCGACGGGAUUAAAUCGGUGGAGGUAUUCCAAAGGGAUUUACUCUCUUGUGGAUGCGCUCGAAUAAUUGUAGUAAAGCGCUGAGAGACGAAGAAGAGAAGCGAGAAAUAACGCAAACAAACUGAAAAAACGCUCGGAAAACUAAGCUACUGCUGUUAGUGUGUGAUCGAGGGGUUGGACGAGAAGGGAAAGAUAAAAUGAAGACACCACAUUACGUACCCUCGGUGGGAUAUUAUUGUAGGUGAAACGAAAAAAUGACCGAGGAAACACACCCAGACGAUGACAGCUACAUUGUGCGCGUCAAAGCGGUGGUCAUGACCCGGGACGACUCGAGUGGCGGCUGGCUGGCCCAGGACGGUGGAUGCCUCAGCCGUGUGGGCGUGUGCAAGGUGCUGUCGGCUGAGCUGCUGGGCCGAAGCAGCUUCCUCAUCCACGGCGAGCGCCUCAAAGACAAACAGGUGAUUUUGGAAUGCUUCCUGAAGAAGGAUCUGGUGUACACCAAGGCCACGCCCACAUUUCACCACUGGAAAGUGGACAACAAGAAGUGUGGCUUGACGUUCCAGAGCCCGGCCGAUGCACGCGCCUUUGACCGCGGGGUCAGGAAAGCCAUGGAGGACCUGACGGAAGGUACGGGAGGGGAUGGCGAAGACUAUGAGGGCUGUAUCUCAAUGCUCUUGAAUGGAUCUACCACCUCUUCUUUGACCAUCCAGAACGAGGCCGAGUUGGGUGACGACGAUGUUUUCACCAAUGCCACAGACAGCUCAUCCAGCUCCUCCCACUCCCAGAAGAAGGAGCCCCUGCAGCUGCAGACCCUGGCCCCGCCCAGCUUCUGCGAGCCGCGCCGGCACCACUGCAUCCUGGGUCACUUCUACGACCAGCACCGACACUCGGACCACUACUUCCUGGAUCAGGUGGGUGGCUGGGGGACGACGGUGGCGAAGUCGGUUCCCAUGUUCCCACGCCACGUCAGCUUCCAGGUGGAGGAGGAGGAGAUUGUGCGCAUCAACCCUCGCGAGCGGACCUGGCUGACUGGGUACGAGGACUACCGGCACGCCACCGCCGCGCGCGACAAGCUCAUCCAGCACCCCGAGGACACCGACGCCUACGUGCACUUCGCCAAGAGCGAGCCGCCCAAGCACGACUACACCUACCCUUACCCCCUGGGCCUUGAUCCAUACCAGCAUGCAAGGGACCCCAAGAUAGGCUGCGUGGACCGACUAGGUGGGGGUGGCCUUAUCGGGGGACACAGGGCGGUGGUCACAGCCCAGCCCCGCACCAUCCAGCUCAAGGGCAAGCGGCGGAAGGAAGACGGCGAGCGCUCACGCUGCGUCUACUGCCGGGACAUGUUCAACCACGAGGAGAACAGACGCGGGCGGUGCCAGGAGGCGCCGGACCCCAUCCAGACGUGCAUCCACCGGGUCAGCUUCAUGUGGUGCGCGGACAGCCUGCUCUAUCACUGCAUGUCGGACCCGGAGGGCGACUACUCGGACCCGUGCUCAUGCGACACCAGCGACGAGCGCUUCUGCCUGCGCUGGCUGGCCCUGGUUGGGCUGUCGCUGCUGGCCCCCUGCAUGUGCUGCUACGCUCCCCUGCGCACCUGCUACCGCUGCGGGGUGGCUUGUCACUGCUGCGGAGGCAAGCACAAAGCCGUGGGCUGAGGGCAGGGAGGUGCCAGCGGAGAGAGUAGAACAGAGACACAUGGAAGGGACUGGACCAGAAGAGGGUAGAACAGAGACACAUGGAAGGGACUGGACCAGAAGAGAGUAGAACAGAGACACAUGGAAGGGACUGGACCAGAAGAGGGUAGAACAGAGACACAUGGAAGGGACUGGACCAGAAGAGGGUAGAACAGAGACGCAUGGAAGGGACUGGACCAGAAGAGGGUAGAACAGAGACACAUGGAAGGGACUGGACCAGAAGAGGGUGGCCCCGCUAUUCUUUUGUUUUGUGUUUUUGUUUUCGCUGUUGCUUCUCUCGGCCAAAUUCCAGAUGGGAAAACAAUCGGCUUGUCCUGAUUCUUUUGGAAAUGGAAGUUUCUCUCGGUGGAAAGAAAGAGAAAAAAAAAUACAUUUCCUAUUGUUUUUAUUUUUGUUAGUUUUUUUAUUUUUAUAGGGGUACCCUGCCUACGGCUUCCACGUCCUUGCAUUACAAAGACUAAAAUAAUGAAUAUUCAUUUAUAUAUAAAUAUAUAUAAACAGGUACUUUAUAUUUUUACACUCAUGUGUUUUAAAGGCUUGAAUAUUUUUCUUUGUGUUUUGUGUGAGGUCAGUGUGAGCGUUGUUUUCUGAGGGGGGCUCCCACUUUGUGUUACCCUCGCCAUGGCUCACCACCAAUCACAGAUCAAGCUGGUUCCCGCCUGUAAAGCAGAGGCACUUAAAUCAAUGUGUGUCCUAAAUGGUACCUUAUUCCUUAUGAAGUGCACUACUUUUGAUCAUAGCCCAAUGGGCCAUAGUCUAAUGUAGUGCAAUAUAUAGGUAAUAGAGUGCCAUGUGGGACGCAGCCCAACUGUGAUCACGUCUGCCCCUACCCAGCCAAUGAAACAAAAGAAAAGGCAAACGUUUAACCAGUGUUUCCUCGUUCUGCUCCUUGACUAGUCCUGACCUAGCCUGGUCCCAGAUCUGUGCUGUUUUGUCAACUCCUAUGGUUAUCAAUGGCUAUAGGAGUUGACUAUACAACACAAUUAGACCUGGGGCCAGGAAGGUACCUGACUAUACUCAUUUUAAAACCAAAUUCAACCUAAUAUCAAUUAAUGUCAGUGGAGACACACCUGGAAAAAACAUGGAAGUACCAUUCUACUGCUCAUUCAAGUUAGACUGAAUGUAUUGUGGAUUCGGCUCAGAACAGAAGAUAAAAUGGGUCAGGAGGGGGAAACCCUGCUUUAGAGUGGUGUGUGUGUGUGUGUGUGUGUGUGUGUGUCUUUGUGCAAAGGUCUGGAAAAUGGAAUGGGCAGCAAUGUAUCCCUGAUUGCUAUUGUUGUGACUUCAACUAAAAGCCAAAAUGACAAAAUAAGCUGCAGCAUUUAUAUAGAGUAUCUAAAUUUGUCAUUUUUUUGAAGAUAAUAAUCCUCAAUCAACUGUUUAUUACAGUGGAGGAGGAGAACUCAAGCCUUAGGUGACCUUUUAUUCAGUUGAUGCUUGAUGUUGAUCUUUUGAUAUAGUUUUUAUUUAUUUGCCUUGCUAAAUUUAGACACCAGCCUAGGGGACUGGGGGGUUAAGAGGAAGGGAACGGUCCUCUUGUAAACUAAACACAGCCAAGAGGGGAAGAAGAGGGGUUUUUUGCCACCUUUUGAGAUGGAUGAUGUCGUUGUCCACUACAGUGUCAAUGGUGCUUUCUUUAGCGUGUCUUUUCUUUAGUCUUUCAAAAGGAUACUCAACGAGGCUGUCAGGGAAACGCUAUCUUUAGAGUCUUGCUCAACUUUAAAAAGACAGUUUUGAUCUGGUUGCUCAUCUUUCCCCACUCCCUUCAAGGGUAUAUGAUUGUGGGUUCUCCAACGAAGGGACCUGCUAGCACACCUGAUUCAACUAAUCACCUGAUCGUGUUCUUCAGUCUAUACCACGAUUAGCUGAUACGGGUGCGUUACUGCAGGGCUGGAACGAAAGGCUGCACACCCAGGAGCUCUCAAGACCAGAGUUGUGGAGAAGGGUUUUUAUCUAUUGUUCUGUAGUCCAAUAAAUCCAACUUCCUGGUCUUUUACUCGGUAUUACAUUACAGCCAAUGGCAAGGGAGGAGGCUGUCUGUCAGCCAAUCACGUCAGUCAGGCAGGUGGUGUCAAAAUGUAUACAAAAAUAAAAUGGACGCUACAGUAUGUAUGUAUGUAUGUAUUGAAACAAAAACUAGCCUCAAAUAUAAACCACCCUGUAACCUCACCUCGUGGGAGGAACAUUGUUUGAUCUUUCUCUGUAUGAAGCACAACACUAAUCAGAAAACCCUUAUGAACAAAAUGCGCAAAUUGCUGUGAAGUACCCGAUCUCGAGUCGCAUCAAUGUGGUAGAAAAGACAUCUUAUGCCAUCUAUCCCAGUCAUACAUGAACUAAUCGUCAUAACCAUUCAAGUACCAAGCAAUGUCUGGGGUUAAAUGGGUGACGGUACCAUGGCAUUGUGGAUUCUGUACAAAAGCUGUCGUUGUGUCCAUGUCUUUCUCUGUACUCUCUCUCUGCCUUUCUUCCUUCCUUUUUUUCUGCUGUGUGUUCCUGUUUGUCAGCUUUGCAAUACUGUUGCCAUUCAUUGUAGAGAAGAUCCUAGUUUUAUUUUUCUAUCUGUGGUAAAAGAAAAGUUAACCAAAAGCAGUUUGUCUGUUUUGGUGCGGUGUCUAAUUCCUGCACACAUUUAACUAUUAAAGGAAAGUGCCUGAA